Messenger RNA from Aspergillus ibericus CBS 121593, 1371 nucleotides. RefSeq lists its product as uncharacterized. The record is from RefSeq and is a predicted model, not a curated record. The transcript has 6 exons. Lineage: Eukaryota; Fungi; Ascomycota; Eurotiomycetes; Eurotiales; Aspergillaceae. The coding region runs from base 159 to 1226 and encodes 355 amino acids.
UUUGAAGCGACCAGCCGUGAUCUUGGCCGUCUGCAAUUUAAAGAUGUGCCUCCCACGCCAUCCUCGUGGCUCUGCGCCAGCUGUGAUGCACACAACCACUGCCGCAGCAUUGGCCUGGACCUCCUAGUGGCAUAAAGAAGCUGGAGCCCCAGGUGACAAUGGAUCGACGCUCGGCUUCCCAUGUCCCGUACAACGGCGAUGCGCUGAUCGGCGUGUCGAUUGCGAUCGCCAUUGUUCAGAUUGUGAUAGUGGGAGCUCGUUUCUAUACGCGACACAUACAGAAGCUGGCACUGGCGCUGGAUGACUACCUGAUUUUUCUGGCAUUGAUUGCUAGCCUCGGGCAGUCGGCUUUGUACAUUAUCUUGGUCAAGCUUGCAGGAGUUGGACAUCAUAUGAGCUACGUGGAACAGACACCAAAAAAGUUGGUCAUCCUGCAAAAGGGCCUGUAUGCCAACGAGAUCCUCGAUUUCCCGUUCACAGUCACUCCAGCCAAAAUCUCUAUCCUGAUGUUCUAUGUUCGUAUCUUCAGCACCCGAACCUUCAAAAUCAUGGCAUACGUGGUCGGCGCCAUUGUCCUCGGGCAUGGUAUCGGGGUAUUGUUCGCAGCGAUCUUUCAGUGCUGGCCGAUUGCGUAUGUCUGGAACCAUACAAUCGAGGGCGGAUCGUGCUUUAACCAAGUGGCAUUCUAUCGAUACGUGUCACCUCCGAAUAUUCUGACGGAUGUUCUCAUUCUGGUCAUGCCGUUGCCAUAUGUUUGGAAACUUCACACGCGGAACGGCCAGAAGCUGGCAUUGACGGGAGUAUUCCUGCUUGGGGGCGUGGGCACGGUGGCCAGUAUCCUGCGCAUGGCGAUUUUCUUCCAAGAGAAUGCCACGACCGAUCCUACGUGGACAUCCACGAAACUGGGAAUCUGGACCGUCUUGGAAGGCGGAAUCAUCAUCAUUUCCGCCUGUCUCCCGCCCAUCUGGCCGUUGCUCGUGCGCAUCUUACCGAAACAACUGCGCAGCAAAGGGUCCUCCAAUACCCGACAACGCCGCUACACAGCCAGCCAGGCCAAAGCCAAGGGCCCCGAGGGAUUCUCCCGGCUGGGGGACAACAGCCAGAGCGAUCAGUGCCAGACCCCAUCCGUGGAGAGCCGGAUGGUACUGGCGCGUACACCCGAUCAGUACUCCGAUAGCAUCUCGUUGGACGUGAUGCAUGGGGUGCGACCGAGAGAAGAGCCAUGAGACUGAUCAAGUAUUCACGAAUAUGAAUGACGAGUUCAACUGUCCUGCCCUGCUUCCCGUCCGAGACAAGUAGAUGGGCCCCGACGAACCCUUGACGAAUCUCUAAAUUACCAGUUCCCAGCUUUCCACCACCCCAAAGCAAAAU